AUGUAUAAUCCACAUGCACCUAAACGUAUUCGAACAGCUUAUACAAAUAAACAAUUAUUAGAAUUGGAAAAAGAAUUUCAUUAUUCAAAAUAUUUAUGUCGACCAAGACGUGUAGAAAUUGCAUCGACACUUUUACUAACUGAACGACAAGUCAAGGUUUGGUUUCAAAAUCGGCGAAUGAAAUAUAAAAGACAACUGAUGUUACAAGAUCCAAAAUUAGCUGAAGAAUUUGAAGCGAAUGAAAUGAAUGAAGAUGAUGCAAGUAUAGAUGAAACAGAUAUAUCAAGUCCAAAAACUAUGGAACGUUUAAUUCGUCCAAAACGUAAAGGAAAAAUAAAAGAAAACAAAUGUACAUCACAUUCAUGUAGUUCAAUAAAAAAUGAUCCAUGGUUAUAUGAUCAGAAAGAAGGGGGAGAAUCUUCGAAAGCUUUAGAAAAAGUAAAUUCAAUCGAAAAACUUGAUUUAUUAUCUGAUCAACAAAUUCAAGCAUGUUCAACAUCACCAAAAAUAGCUAAAAUUGAACAAACAUCACCUGUUCAUAUUGAAGAUUGGACAAAUCAACAACAACAACAACAACCAUCAUCAACAACAAUGAUUACACCACCACCAACAAUGACAACAACUUCAAGUUGUGAUACAAUAAAUUGUUCAUGUUGUGAUUAUGAAGGACAAUUUUAUCCAUCAUCUUCUUCAUCAUCAUCAUCUUAUAAUUCUCAUUAUUAUACAUCGUCUCAACAACAACAACAACAGCAACAGCCAACACCAUCUCAACAUAUGACAGUAAAUGUACCUGUUGUGGCUAAUUUUCAACUUAAUGUUAAUACAACACAUCCUGGUUAUCCACUGGCUAGUUCAAAUAAUACUAAUAAUAAUCAUCAUCAACAUUAUAAUGUACCACCAAGAAAACAAAAUAUGUAUUAUCAACAACAGCAACAACAACAAGCAGCACUAUCACCUUCAUCUUACUAUCGAACUGGAUAUCCAACUGCAAUGAAAUAUAAUCAACAACAGUCAACACCAAUAUAUCAUCAACAACAAUAUACAUCACCAUCUCAAACAUUUAUUGAGAAUAAUAAUCAUUUUCCUAUUUCAUCAGCGUAUCAUCAUGAUUUUAUAUAUGGUCAUCGUCAACAUCAUUCAAUAUCAUAUAAUGCUCUUAAUGUUAAUCAUCAAUCGAAUGGACACAUCUAUCAUCAAUUAUAA
Molecule: messenger RNA, 1203 nt
Organism: Adineta steineri
Lineage: Eukaryota; Metazoa; Rotifera; Eurotatoria; Adinetida; Adinetidae
Source: the annotation of a GenBank genome assembly